GCUACAUAAAAGGUAGAGUAAAUUGUCCCGCUAACACAUUGUCUGCCUCUCCUUUGACUGCUUGUCCUUUGAUUCUGCCUGCUGCAUUUUAGCAAAGUAUUACCACUUGUCUACAAUGUCUCUUCGGAUUUCUACUGCAUCCCGGAGAAUUUCUUCCCAUGUUGGGGGUGAUGGAGGUGUCAAAAUGUCAAGCUUUGGAGGAGGCAGUCUGCAUGGCUUUGGUGGAGGGUCCAUGGCAGGUCUGGGUUAUGGGGGGCUAGGCUACGGAGGAGGUGCAUGUAGUGGCUACAGUGCAUCUGGUUUUGGUAGUGCCUCUGUGGCAGGUGGUGGCUAUGGAGCAGGCUACCGCUCUAGUUCAGCCCUGGCUUUGGGAGGUGGUUUUGGGGGCGGUGAGAGUGUCCUUCUGGCUGGUGCUGAAAAGGAAACUAUGCAGAACCUUAAUAACCGCCUAGCAAACUAUCUGGAAAAGGUGCGUUCUCUGGAGGAGGCCAAUACUGAGCUUGAGCGUAAAAUUCGUAACUGGUAUGAGAAAAAUGGACCUGGAGCUCCUGGAGUGACCCGUGAUUACAGCAAAUAUCACCACAUAAUUGAAGAUCUUCGGAACCAGAUAGUCAACGUGACAACUGAAAAUGCCAAUGUAGUCUUACAGAUUGACAAUGCCCGCCUUGCAGCUGAUGAUUUCCGAUUGAAAUUUGAAAAUGAGCUCUUCCUUCGCCAGAGUGUUGAAGCCGACAUCAAUGGGCUGCGAAGAGUUCUUGAUGACCUGACCAUGAACAGGUCUGACCUGGAGACACAGCUUGAAAGCCUCUCAGAAGAACUGGCUUACCUUAAGAAGAAUCAUGAAGAGGAAAUUAACUUACUGAAGAGCAGCUGUACUGGUGAUGUGACUGUGGAAAUGAACGCUGCUCCGGGAAUAGACUUGACGAAGCUCCUGAAUGACAUGAGAGCACAGUAUGAAGACCUGGCAGAACAAAAUCGCAGAGAGGCUGAAGAACAGUUUAACAAGAUGAGUCAACCACUGCAGCAACAAAUCUACGAUGACGCCGGUGCUGUAAACUCAGCCAGGAAUGAGUUAAUAGAGCUGAAACGCUCUUUCCAAGCGCUGGAAAUUGAGUUGCAAUCCCUCCUGGCUAAGAAAGCCUCACUAGAAGGCACCUUGUCAGAAACUGAAGGGAACUACAGCACUCAGCUUGCACAGCUACAACACCAAGUUAGCGGCCUGGAGGAACAGCUGCAGCAGAUCAGGGCUGAAACAGAGUGCCAAAAUUCAGAGUAUCAGCAACUCCUAGGCAUCAAGACUCGUCUGGAAAUGGAAAUUGAAACAUACAGGCGCUUGCUGGAUGGGGAAAGUUUCCGAUCUGCAUAUGAAACAAAAGUUCACGUCAGAGAACCCACUAAAACCAGGGUGGUUAAGACCAUUGUGGAAGAGAUGGUGGAUGGCAAAAUAGUCUCUUCUCAAGUGAAAUCAGUUGAAGAAAGGGCAACUAAGUGAGUGGUGUAAACAAGAAAUUUGGGGACCCGCCAGCAAAGGAGAACCCAGAAGAAUAUUUUCUGAAACCAGAACCAAUUGCAGCUUAGUAAUUUCUUGCAAACAAUGAAUCUACAAAAAAAAAUGUGCUUUUCUUCUCACUAUCUGGAGGUGUAUUCUUUUUUUACAGCACUGAGAACUACAUUGUUUACUCAUGCAACGCAAUAAACUUUCUAACUUGCAAGAUA
Molecule: messenger RNA, 1716 nt
Organism: Eublepharis macularius
Lineage: Eukaryota; Metazoa; Chordata; Lepidosauria; Squamata; Eublepharidae
Product: keratin, type I cytoskeletal 24-like
Exons: 8
Coding region: 116-1492 (458 amino acids)
Molecular function (GO): structural molecule activity
Source: RefSeq, a predicted model, not a curated record